Molecule: messenger RNA, 255 nt
Organism: Brugia pahangi
Lineage: Eukaryota; Metazoa; Nematoda; Chromadorea; Rhabditida; Onchocercidae
Source: the annotation of a GenBank genome assembly
AUGGAUGCUGCAUACAUCAUUGUCAACCAUUUUCAGUUAUUAUUUUGUCGCCUUCUAUUAUUACUAACUUUCUUCACCAAUUAUUUAUUUCAACAAAUUGUUAUUGGUAAAUUUCGUUUUGCAUAUAUUAGUGUUACAACAGAACCAAAAAUACGUCAAAUUGAACCGUGGCAGAAUGAGCUACUAGCAAAUAUUUGUGGCAAAAUAUGUCUUUCAUUCAAAUUUUUUUAUUUUUUAAAAAUUUUUAUUUUGUAA